UUAAAAAUAGGAUCAGCAAGAAUUUAGGAAAAGGUGACACCAGAAGAUGAGUUUGAGGGUGGAAAAGAAUAAUGAUAGAUUAGAGAGAGAAGGGAAGAGGAAGGAAGGAGAGGGGAGAGAUGGGUAUGGGAAAGGAGGAGAAUAGAAGGAAAGGAAGUGAAGAGAGGAGAAAGACCCAGGUAGGGGCCCUCUCUCUACUGCGGAGAGGAGAGGCCUUCCGCCCACCCUGGGACUGCCCCCAAGCUGUUACCUGUCCCUGGUCCAGGAGGAUUCGGGCAGCUAACUCAGCCUCCUGGAGAGAGACACACACAGACAAUACAGAAACACACGACCGUACAGAGUCACAGAUGGAGAGACAGACACAAAGAGCACAGGAUGGCGCAGGGUGCAGAGGGACCCAGGAGUUGAGGACGACUCCAGCACACGCAGAGCGGCUUUCCUGCCCCAGCUCCAUUCCCAGGCAGAUCGGGAGGAGAGGUUGUGGAAGAGGAAUCAGGACACCUCAUCUCUUCAGACUAGCAAUCCUCACUGCCACCCCUCAACACCCACACCUCCGGACCCCCCCCCUGGACUGAAAUACCAGGGUGGGGCAGCCGUGAAGCUCGGAUUUCCCAGGCUAUAUUUAGGGGCCACCCCACACUCUCAGGUAGAGGGUGAAAUUCAUAGCUCAGUGACUGGGUACUCUAAAGGUACCAGGGACAGAGUAAUGAAACUCCACAGUCCACUCUGACCUUCAACUAAAGCCUCAAGGUCAGAAACUCAAAGAAAAAGGGGCUAAAAGGGACCAAAGCAACAUGACAAAUGCGGGGAGAGGGAAAACAACAAAUAGGGACAUCUAUGUCCUACAGAUCCAAUGCCUCCCUUCCCCCCUCACUCUCCCUCCCAACUAUGAAUAAAUUAGCAUACAUUCAACAUUAGUGGGGUGUGAGGAGCAGAGCACCUGGACAGACCUGCACAGGAAGGAGUCUGCAGCCUGGGGGUGGGGUCACUUACUGGGCUCCUAUUGGCUGGAUGUAGUGGAAUUAGGGGUCAGGAUUCUCACUCCUCCUGACUCUGGGGUCUGAGAAAACACAGCAACGAGGUGAAUGACAUGGGAGACAGACCCUGGGUCUUUUAGGGACAGAUAGCCUCAGCCAAGACCCAGACUCCUGGGGUCACUAACCCUCCUAGGGUCACUAACCCUCCCCAGUCGCUACCCCCCGAGUCCAGAGAACACGUCCUCUCUAGGCAUGCACGAGAAUCAAUACAGGCUGGAGGGGCCUGCGUGUCAACACAGAACAGGUACCAGUCCAGGCUGGGGGAGGAGAGAAGGAAGUGCUGAUGUGGAGGAAAGAGCGUGGCUGUGUCAGAACCUCUGGAUCCUAAUCUCGGCUCUGCCACUACCAGCGUGACCUUGGCCCAGUCAGUUACUACUCUUGUACUCAAUUUCCUAUCUGCAAACCAGAAAACGGGGACUAGGGGAUCCCCAAGAUUUUUGACAGCUGUCUAGUAAGAUAAGGAUAGCAGAGCAUGACUGUUUCCUUCCACUUAAAAACAAACCAAAAAAAAGAAAAGCUUCGUGCCUUCGCUUCUCUCCUCCACCCAGUCUCUGCAGGUCCCGCGAGCGGAGAAAGGGAGGGGAAGGCCGUCCCGCAAUCUCCUCCCAUCUUCCCCCGACGACUAGCGAGGGCGAGCGCCAGCCGGGACAGGAUAGACCCAGUGGUGGGGACAGAUAUGGGAAAGACGAACCCAGGGUACAGACACCCCACGACUUCGACUCCGCCAGCCCGGAAACAGAGAGCUAGAUUAAGGAAGGAGGAGUCCUCCCUUUCCCUCCUCCCUCUCCCCCCACUGUCUUCCCCCACCUCUAGCUGACCAUGGUAUCUGAAGCAGAGAAGACAUUCCAGCGGUUUGCUACCUUUGGAGAAUCGUCAAGCAGUGGCACUGAAAUGAACAACAAGAACUUCUCCAAGCUAUGCAAAGACUGUGGCAUCAUGGAUGGCAAGAGGGUCACCUCCACGGAUGUGGACAUUGUAUUCAGCAAAGUCAAGGUCAAGAAUGCCCGAACCAUCACAUUUCAGCAGUUCAAAGAGGCAAUGAAGGAACUUGGCCAGAAGCGGUUAAAGGUGAAGAGUGAAGACGAAGCCCUGGAGAACAUCUAUAAACUCAUGGAGGGCAAGGACCCAGCCACCACCGGUGUUACUAAAGCAACAACAGCGGGUGCAGUGGACCGUCUGACAGACACCAGCAAGUACACCGGCAGUCACAAGGAGCGCUUUGAUGAGAGUGGCAAGGGCAAGGGCAUCGCAGGACGGGAAGAGACAACUGACAACUCUGGCUACGUGAGUGGCUACAAGGGUGCUGGCACCUAUGAUAAGAAGAAGUAAUGAGCAGCCUCGUCUUAGCCUAGUAGCCCCCUGACCCUGCAUCUUUAACACCAAGGAGCUGGGGAAACAAUAAACAUCUGUGUGUGCAGCAA
This is a messenger RNA of Lemur catta (Ring-tailed lemur), 2458 nucleotides long. It is a transcript of the gene TPPP2, whose product is annotated as tubulin polymerization promoting protein family member 2. Lineage: Eukaryota; Metazoa; Chordata; Mammalia; Primates; Lemuridae. Gene Ontology annotation, cellular component: microtubule. Gene Ontology annotation, biological process: microtubule polymerization; positive regulation of protein polymerization; microtubule bundle formation. The transcript is spliced from 6 exons. The record is from RefSeq and is a predicted model, not a curated record. Gene Ontology annotation, molecular function: tubulin binding. Bases 1857 to 2366 code for a protein of 169 amino acids.